Molecule: messenger RNA, 2973 nt
Organism: Sinocyclocheilus anshuiensis
Lineage: Eukaryota; Metazoa; Chordata; Actinopteri; Cypriniformes; Cyprinidae
Product: kinase suppressor of Ras 1-like
Exons: 18
Coding region: 207-2702 (831 amino acids)
Biological process (GO): protein phosphorylation; Ras protein signal transduction
Cellular component (GO): cytoplasm
Molecular function (GO): protein kinase activity; ATP binding
Source: RefSeq, a predicted model, not a curated record
CGUCUGAGGCGGAACAAGCUGACUACGCGUCCUGUCUGGCUGUCAAACCAGUCCAAGAGUAUGUUUGAGGAGUAUGCUUGCGCUCUGAACUAGUACAUAACUCGCUUGGAGUAGGACUGGCACCUCCGUUUACUCUACAUGCGUUUACAAACAUGUCUUUGGACUAGCGUUUGCUGUAGUUCGAGCCCGAGCCCGAGCCCGAGCCCAUGCCCCUAAAGCCGUGCCAAUGCCGAGGAAUGGAUACUAGUGUCUCUGGCAAAGUUGGAAACAUGGUCGCAAGUGAUGAGGAGCAUUUGGACGCGAGCGAUGGCAGUAACGCAGGGAUGGACGCGCUUCACCAGUGCGAACUCAUCCAGAACCUGAUCGAGAUCUCCAUCUCUAGUCUGAAGGGGCUUCGGACCAAGUGCGCCGCAUCUAACGACCUGACCCAACACGAGAUACGCGCUUUGGAGGUGAAGCUGGUGAAGUACAUCAGUAAACAGUUAGAGUGGAAGCAGAGCGUUCCAGAGAGAGACAAACCACUGGCGCUGGACUCUUACCCACAACUCACAGACUGGCUGUACACCAUCAACCUCCGGCCAGAGCUCAUAGAGGCAGUCCCUGUGAAGCUGUCUCUGGAUGCUCUGCUGCAAAUGUCCAGUGUGCAGGUGGAAGACACCAUGAAAAGACUGGGCUCUAGCAGUGAGGAGUGUUCCCGCAUCACCGCUGCCCUCUCUUGUCUCAAGAGCGCUACUGACACAGGUGCAGCACUUAAGAAAGAGGGCAUCCCGUGGAUAGCAGAACCCACUCACCGUGACAGUACCUCUGUUGACCCGCUGUCUUGUUCUAUGCGUGCACAUCAGUCUUACAGUCCCAGCCCAACCAGCUGGCCCCCUUCUUCUGCUUUGCCUGCCCCUCGUUCCUGUGUCUCUGUUUCUGCUCUACCCUCAACGGACUUCCCUACAAUCGUCCACCCUCACUGUGAUGGGCUGACGGACCCUUUUUCAUCCUCCCCGCAGCAUGAUCCUUCAGAAAUGAGCGGGAAGAAAAACAAGCCGCUUCUGAACGUGCAGGUAAAUGGUGGAGGAAACGGCUGGGAAGACUCGCCCUCACGGUCACCACUGUUGUCUGUCCGUUCCCCCUGCAUCCUACCAAACACCCCCAGUCACCUGGGAGAUCCCGCAGGUGUAAGAAAUAAUGUUGCAUCCCACGGAAGCUCUCCGCUAAUCAUGAGGAAGGAUAUUGGUCUGGAUGUCACACACAGGUUUUCGACCAAGUCCUGGUUGUCUCAGAUGUGUCAGGUGUGCAAGAAGAACAUGAUGUUUGGUGUUAAAUGCAAACAUUGCAAGGUGAAGUGCCACAAUAAAUGUACCAAAGAGGCCCCUAAGUGCAGGAUUUCAUUUGCACAAUUUCCAAGCAAGAUUAGAAGAACAGAGUCAGUACCGUCAGAUAUCAAUAACCUGUUUUUUAAGAUAUGUGUCCUCCCUUCCACCCCACCACCCAACCCCUCCCCUAAGGGUCACGUUGACAGUCGAUUUCACUUCCCAGCUGCCUACUACUUUCAGCAUAGACAACAGUUUGUUUUCCCUGACGUAUCCAGUUCCACGCAUUCAGAUGGAGGUUGCAACACCGGAGAAACAGAUCAGUUGGAUGGUAAUGUCAACCAGUUGUCAACAGGCCAACGGGAAGCUGUGGAUGAGGAGCAGCAAGAGAACGACGGUCAGGAUCAGGAAGGUUCGGACGAUGAAAGUGAAGGCGAUGAAGUGGAUGACCUGCCCAACUGCAGGGGCUACUGGAAGGACCACAUAAGCCGUAAGGCCAGCCAGACCAGCGUUUACCUGCAGGAGUGGGAUGUGCCUUUCGAGCAGCUGGAGCUCGGAGAGCUGAUCGGUAAAGGCCGCUGGGGGAAGGUGUGCAGGGGCCGCUGGCAUGGAGAGGUGGCCGUUCGCUUGUUAGAGAUUGAUGGUAACAACCAGGAGCACCUAAAGCUGUUCAAGAAGGAGGUGAUGAACUACCGGCAAACGCGACACGAGAACGUCGUGCUGUUUAUGGGGGCCUGCAUGAACCCGCCUCAUCUGGCCAUUAUCACCAGCUUUUGUAAAGGACGGACGCUCUACUCGGUUGUCAGGGAUUCUAAACUUGACAUCAACAAGAUAAGACAAAUCGCUCAGGAAAUUGUGAAGGGAAUGGGUUACCUCCAUGCAAAGGGAAUUGUGCACAAAGAUUUAAAAUCUAAGAAUGUUUUUUACGAUUCAAACAAAGUGGUCAUCACCGAUUUCGGUCUGUUUGGGAUGUCUGGAGUGGUCCAGGAGGACAGGCGGGAAAAUGAACUGAAGCUUCCACGAGGGUGGAUCUAUUACCUGGCUCCAGAGGUCGUGCAAAAGAUGGGACCAGGAAACCAAGACUGUUUGCCCUUUUCAAAAGCUGCUGAUGUUUAUGCAUUUGGCACUAUCUGGUAUGAACUCCAGGCUAAAGAAUGGCCUAUCGUUAACCAACCGACUGAAGUAUAUAUAUAUAUAUAUAUAUAUACUCACACACAAAAUAAUAUUAACAUGGUCAUUGUAUUCACACUGCAGGAGAUCUUGUCAGCCUGCUGGUCCUUUAAGGUUGAGGACAGACCCACAUUCACUCAGCUGUCAGACUUACUAGAGAAGUUGCCGAAGCUCAAUCGCAGACUCUCACACCCCGGGCACUUCUGGAAGUCUGAGGAGUAUGUAUCCUAGUCUGGAAAGCUAGCAUGCUGUGGAUCCCCCUUUUUUGGGGGUGUAGUUUAGGGAGCAUGAAAACUAACUGAUCGUUUGGAGCCGACCUGUGCAUUGUUUUUUGUCUCUAUUCUGAGCCUACUUAAUUUUACACCAUUGGAUUUUUAGUGUAACGAGAGUCAGAAGGAUGCUGUGCAUGGAUUCAACCAUUAUAUAUUUGGUCAAACCUACGGAGCCCCGCACAUGGCAUGCAGGAAAAAAAUAGUAGGCUAAAUCGUGUGCACGAUUUACU